GAGUGAGGUUUGAUGCUGCAUUACACCAAGAGAAUAUAUCAUAGAAAGGCCAACAAAAACCUACUGAAUAAGCUUUGUUGACCUGGCCUUUUGUCUCUUCUUCAUCAGCUCUUUACCCAUAUAGUUUAUUCCUGCGUUGUCACUUGCAAAUAAUUCAUAUUUUACUUAAUAAACAAAUCAAGAAUUGUUCAAAUGCUGAUGUCAAUCUCCGUGGCUUCAAACUUUCUCACUCUUAUCAUUGAUCAAACCUCUCUGUCUGUCCUCCUUGUCAUUGAAUCUGUGUCUCUUGGGUCUUUCUUCCCCUACCUUCCAUGGAAUCCAUGGCCAUGGGCCAGGAAGCUAGAAGACUCACAGAUGAAUAUGAAGUUUCAGACGUUCUGGGUAGAGGAGGAUUUUCAGUUGUGAGAAGAGGGAUAAGAAAAUCAAGUAAUGGGGGAAAUACCCAUGUAGCAAUCAAGACUCUGAAGAGAUUUGGACCAUCAAAUCAAUCAGGAAAUCCAAGAAAAUCAAUGGGUUUUUCAAUGUGGAAACAAGUUUCAGUUUCAGAUGCUUUGUUGACUAAUGAAAUUCUGGUUAUGAGGAAAAUAGUUGAAGAGGUUAGUCCCAAUGAUUAUGUCAUCCAACUGUUUGAUGUAUUUGAUGAUCCAACUGGGGUUCACUUAAUCCUUGAGCUUUGUUCUGGGGGUGAGCUUUUUGAUCGGAUUGUGGCUCAAGAGAGGUACUCAGAAGCUGGGGCUGCAGCUGUGGUUCGGCAAAUAGCUGGUGGACUUGGUGCUCUUCACCGGGCCAAUAUUGUUCACAGGGACUUGAAGCCUGAGAACUGUCUUUUCCUGAACAAAACUGAGAAUUCUCCAUUGAAAAUCAUGGACUUUGGACUGAGUUCUGUGGAGGAGUUCACCGAUCCUGUUGUGGGGUUGUUUGGUUCCAUUGAUUAUGUCUCGCCUGAGGCUCUUUCUCAAGGAAGGAUUUCUUCCAAAAGUGAUAUGUGGUCACUGGGUGUCAUCUUGUAUAUUCUCCUCUCCGGGUACCCACCAUUCAUCGCCCAGUCAAAUCGGCAAAAGCAACAAAUGAUAAUGGCUGGAGACUUCAGCUUCUAUGAAAAAACAUGGAAAAACAUUUCUUACUCAGCCAAGCAAUUAAUCUCCGGUCUCCUGACAGUUGAUCCUCACAGAAGACCAAGUGCUGAAGAGAUUCUUCAACAUCCGUGGGUCAUUGGAGAUUCGGCAAAGGGAGAACAAAUAGAUGCUGAGAUUGUCUCACGAUUGAAGAGCUUCAAUGCACGGAGCAAAUUACGUGCUGCUGCAUUAGCUAGCUUGUGUUGCAGUGCCUUCUUUUCGAGGACAAGGAAUUUGAAGAACUUAGUUGGUGGAUAUGACCUUAAACCAGAGGAGCUAGAGAAUCUCAGUAUGCAUUUCAAGAAAAUAUGUGCAGAUGGAGAAAAUGCUACUCUAUCUGAAUUUGAGGAGGUGCUCAAAGCCAUGAACAUGUCAUCAUUGAUCCCUCUAGCAUCCCGCAUCUUCGAUAUGUUUGACAACAACCGGGAUGGGACUGUUGACAUGAGAGAGAUCCUCUGUGGCUUCUCCAGCCUCAAGAAUUCGCAAGGCGAUGAUGCACUCCGUAUGUGCUUCCAGAUGUACGAUACAGACCGGUCUGGUUGCAUCAGUAAGGAGGAAGUAGCAUCCAUGCUCAGUGCCUUGCCUGAUGAGUAUCUUCCGAUGGAUAUAACAGAGCCAGGGAAAUUGGAUGAAAUAUUUGACAGAAUGGAUGCCAACAGUGAUGGAAAAGUUACCUUUGAUGAGUUUAAAGCAGCCAUGCUAAGGGAUAGCUCUCUCAAAGAUGUUGUCCUUUCCUCUCUUCGUUCAAAGUAGUUUGGUGUUAUCUCUCACCUCUUCCUUCUCCUAGCUCGGAUUUCAGGAGCAGGAACCGAGAAGGUAUCAACAACAACUGAUUUUAUUACGGAAUGUAGCAUUUGGUAGGCCUCAUACAAUAACUGCCCUAGCUCAGCCAUAUGUUUCGUUUCAUUUCUUUUGGUACACCUAUGAAGUCAGCUCUAAUCACUUACUGGCUUUUUUUCAAACUUUUUUUGAACAUUCUUGUUUUAGGCAGGCAACAAUAGGAAAUCUGUGACCAGAUCAGCAGGGCAGAACUUUUUUACAGUAUUAACUGACAAGUCACAAUUGUUUCACCAUUUUUCUUUAUGAUUUUGCAACCAUUUUUGUUUCUUGGAGUUUACAGUUUUA
Molecule: messenger RNA, 2240 nt
Organism: Ilex paraguariensis (yerba mate)
Lineage: Eukaryota; Viridiplantae; Streptophyta; Magnoliopsida; Aquifoliales; Aquifoliaceae
Source: the annotation of a GenBank genome assembly